AUGAAAGCCCUCAAAUCUCUAGCUCUGUCUUUCCUAGCAACCUCCAUAUCCGCACAAUCCACACCAACACCAUCCUCAACACUCGACGUGUACGUCCCCUCCCCCUUCCCACAACUCACUUCCCGACUCCCAGCCCCUAACAAUCCCCGCCCCUCCCUCCUCUCAGCCUACUACGUCACCAUCCCCACCCUGCCACCCGCCAUCUCUACCUCCCUCGCCCACGCCCUCUACUCCGUCGAGCAAUCCUUCGAAGCGAACCCCACGUAUGCCUCCGCGCACGCGGCUCUCGUGUCGACCGCCCCCGAUACGGAGGUGAAGAGAAGUCUCGCGCGGAAUGGGUAUAAUUAUCAUGUUGUUACUACGGCGGCGUGGUUUGGGGGGGUGUCGAAAGGGGUGGAGAGGUAUGUUGAAUUCUUUUCUUUUUUGUUUUUGGCUGGUUUUGGGGUUUUGAGGGGAAUGAAGGGGGGGAAAGUGGAAGGGGAAGGGGAAUGCUAAUGUGAGGAUAGUCUUGUGGCGGAUAAAUUCGCGACGGUUUUGAAGGUUGAGGGGGAGGUUUAUACGAAUAAUAGUAUACCCGCGCCUGCGAAGGGUGGUGCGGGGACUAUAAGGGGCAGUGGGAUGGCUGUUUUGGGGGCUGUGGUUGUGGUGGGGGGUUUCUUAGUUGUUUUGUGA
Molecule: messenger RNA, 672 nt
Organism: Hymenoscyphus albidus
Lineage: Eukaryota; Fungi; Ascomycota; Leotiomycetes; Helotiales; Helotiaceae
Source: the annotation of a GenBank genome assembly